Molecule: messenger RNA, 2450 nt
Organism: Talpa occidentalis (Iberian mole)
Lineage: Eukaryota; Metazoa; Chordata; Mammalia; Eulipotyphla; Talpidae
Gene: MBD4
Product: methyl-CpG binding domain 4, DNA glycosylase
Exons: 6
Biological process (GO): base-excision repair
Cellular component (GO): nucleus
Molecular function (GO): catalytic activity; DNA binding
Source: RefSeq, a predicted model, not a curated record
CGACUGGGAUGGAGAGUGCCAGCCUGGGGGACUGCGGGGGCCCCCCCUCGGCCACCUCCCGCGAGCGCCGAGCCCCGGAUCUGCCGCCUGACCUCUGAAGAUACCAUCCCACGGACACAAAUAGAAAAAAGGAAAACAAGCCUGUAUUUUUCCGGCAGAUAUAACAAAGAAGCUCUUAGCCCACCGAGACGCAAAGCCUUCAAGAAGUGGACCCCUCCUCGUUCGCCUUUUAACCUCGUCCAAGAAACCCUAUUUCACGACCCAUGGAAGCUCCUCAUUGCGACUAUAUUUCUCAAUCGGACCUCAGGAAAAAUGGCAAUCCCUGUGCUUUGGGAGUUUCUGGAGAAGUAUCCUUCAGCUGAGGUAGCCAGAACUGCAGACUGGAGAGAGGUGUCACAACUUCUUAAACCAAUCGGUCUCUACGACCUUCGUGCAAAAACCAUUAUCAAGUUCUCAGAUGAAUAUCUGACAAAGCAGUGGAGGUACCCGAUCGAGCUUCACGGAAUUGGCAAAUAUGGCAAUGACUCUUACCGAAUCUUUUGCGUCAAUGAGUGGAAGCAGGUGCACCCUGAAGACCAUAAGUUAAACAAAUACCACGACUGGCUUUGGGAAAAUCAUGAAAAAUUAAGUCUGUCUUAGCACCCUUUGACAUUUUCAAACUGAUUUUUUUAGACAUUGCUGUGCACUUUGAUUCUUAAGAGCUCCCUUAAGCACAGGCGUGUAGAUGUUAAUCAGCCCAACAAGAAAACUAAUUCUGUCUUCCUAAUGCUCAUGCCACUGACAGAGCUUUGCUACUGAACAUGCCAGAACACAUUUUGAGGUUUUUUAAUAAAUUGUGAUUUAACAACAAUCCUAAAAAUGCAUGUGACUUUUCCCAUAAUCAAAUGUGAUUUUAAAGUGGAAAUAACUUUUCUGAAUGAUCAAUAAUACAAAUUUCUGUAAACCUGGUGUAAGGAAAAGUUAGCCUUUGUUCUUAUCCUAUAAAAAUGCUAUUAUACAAUUGUCAUAUUAAAAAGGUACAAAAGAGUUUGUAGCCAAACAUGUAGAGAAGACUUCGUGUUGGGCAGCUGAUUAUAAAAAUAUGUUUAUUUGAAAAAGCUAAUCCCCAAAGAAAUAUAAGGGUUUUUUUGGUCACCCCAAGAUCUGUUGGCUUGGAGGUGGCUUCUGGGAAUUGGAGACUUGACCCCCACAGCCUUUGAUGGCCUGGUGUGACUAUCUGCCUGCAAAUCUGCUUCAGAAAUUCACACAUUUUACUUUGAUCCCUUUGUGAAAACUGGAGCAUUUAUCCAUCUCUUCCUGCUGCAAGGCAGGACCUUUAAAGAUGUGGCUAUUUUUAAGAUAUGAUAUAAUGUUAUAAUCCAAAUUCUGAAGCAUUUUCCUUAGAAAAUACUCACCAAACAAAAGAAAAUCCUUAAGCAGUCUCAAUUACCAAUCACCAUUUUAAGAUAUACUUUGAAAAAUUAAAUUGAUCAAAUACAUGAAGAAUAAAUUGUCAAGGAACCAUCAGUGGCGUGUGGACAGAAGCAGGACAGUGUGCGCUGCAGGCCUCCCUGGUGGUUUUCACUACAGAGAGUGAGUUUCCAUUUUUAGGAAGGAAUGGAUUUUAGCCUGACACCGAGGCAAACAUCUCCCUCAUAACUCCCUGUCACACUUUAACAGAUGUCAAAGGAGCAGUCACCAAGUGCAAAGCCAUGCUGGAGAGGGCACAGCUGAGAAGAGAGAAGGGCACACAAUGAAAGGAAACAAGAGGAGUAAGGUCUGGGGACAAGAUGAGCAGACGCCGCAAGUUAAAGAGGGCCUCUGAGGCUCUGGGCUAGAGCUGGGGUUAGGGUAAGGCCAGCUUGCCCAGCUCAGGCCAGCAGGGUGGCUGGGUGCUGUGAAAUCAUCCCCAGCAUCACUUCUCCACAGAAGUGUGGGAGGGGAGGUUGCCUGACCUUUGUACCAUGUUCCUCAUCUCUUUAGAAUAGGGCUGUGGUGCCCACAUCACACAAUUAUGAUGAUUAUUAAAUUCACACAUGUAGAUGUUUAAAUGGCUUGUGAACAUGCUACGUCAGUGUGGCCCUAGGGAUGUGGGACUGACUCAGGACGCAGUUGACAGGGUCAUAAGAUAGUGCAUUUCAAUACAUACGGUACCUUCCACAGAGUAAGAACUCAAGUGUGGGUUUUUAAAACUUUGUAUUGCAAGGGGCCUCCCUGGUGGUGCAAAGGGUUAAGAUGCAACCUAUGAAGCUAUCCGCAGUCUCUGCAGCACGAGUUUGAUCCCCUGGCUGGCCAGGGAGCUACCCACAUGGCUCAGCAGACCUCUCCUGUCUCGCCCGCUGCUCUCCUCAGCAGUGUACUUAAGUCAAUCUGCCUGUUCUGUUCCCCAUUCUGUCUCUGGUGAAUCCUCUCACUCCCCCACACCUCUAGCCUAUACCCCAACUCUUGUAUGCAUAAAUAAAUAAAUCUUU